AUGUCUUCAACUGCCGGUACCGCAACCCCCGUGGCUACGAGCUUCGUCCAAGCCUUGCGAAGCAACGAAACGCUUUAUCAAGCCUACACGACGACUGAUGUGAAUGCCGCUUUGGCAAGCGUUUCCGCCAACGACCUGUCUUUUUGGCAGGGCGACUACAACACCCAGUUCAUCCACGAGGGUUCCACCGGCCCCAGAGUUGUCAUCCAAGCCGGGGUUGUCACAGUUUUGGGGACUCAGAUAAACAAUUACACAUUCAAUAAUUUCACCCUCGCAUGGACGGACAGCACCAACACCAGCAACGGCCAGAUCACCUUCGCCAGCAUGGUCGGUCUCAACCCGCAAAGUGAUCCAACCUCUCCCAGUCUCCAAUCAACUCAGGGCCAAGACGAUACCAGCGCUGGAAUCGCAAACCCAUACAUCGGCCCUCAAUUCCACGGCUUUUUCUGGGCCCAAGGCCGCCAUCAGCCUAGCGACGCCAAUAUCUGGGGUCGCAUGGGGAAAUUCCCAGAACCCACUGCAAAGUGGACCUCCGAUGCCGGAAAUCAAUCGAACGCUAUUCUCAAGAUGAGAGAUGCCACCGUUGCUGCCUCUGAUGCGCCCUUUACCGGUAAUCAAUUUGCAGGUCAGUACUGGGCGAAGAGCGAUCCGCAGCCAGCAACCUACAACUGGUACGGGUACGCGGUCAUUGAGCUCCUCAAGAAGGGGCUUCCUCUUCUUUGGAGGGGCCUCAAAGCUCUCUUCAGGGGCGUCAAUAACUUGUUCCAGAAAUUUCGAGGCAGCGCUCCUGAGCCGACGGAUGCAGAAACCGAGCUAUCGCCAUCUGGGCCUGUCGAGAGUGGGGAGCCAGUCGAAGGAAAACCUGUUGACCCUGCGGAGGGAGGCCCUGAGCCAGACUUGAACAUCGAACCGGCUGGUGACCCAGUUAUCGAACCUCCGGUCAUUGAGCCCCCGAUUGAUCCCGUCAACAUCCCGGAAGUUCCGGCGGAAGAGUGGCUCAUUCCAGAAAUUGAGGGCGGUCUAGUGGAUGUCAUUGAGGGCGGACUCAUUGCCGUUUAG
This is a messenger RNA of Colletotrichum chrysophilum, 1059 nucleotides long. RefSeq lists its product as uncharacterized. The transcript is spliced from 4 exons. The record is from RefSeq and is a predicted model, not a curated record. Lineage: Eukaryota; Fungi; Ascomycota; Sordariomycetes; Glomerellales; Glomerellaceae. The coding region runs from base 1 to 1059 and encodes 352 amino acids.